GAACUCAUGUAUUGAAAGUUUCAAGCUAGUCCUUGCACCUGCAAUACAUUUUCGAGCACUAAUUUCAUUUCAUACACACAAACGCAGAGAACAUGAGCCACAUUCCAUAGCUUUGUGAGUCGUGACUGCCAAUUUUUAGAGCGAUUCUGAUUCAUGGCGAAGAUCAUCAGUGAUGAUGUCAAGCUUCUGGGUGCAUGGCCGAGCGUAUUUGUGAUGAGGCCUCGGAUUGCCUUGAAUAUCAAAUCUGUUGACUAUGAGUUUCUUGAAGAGACGCUUGGGUGUAAGAGCCAGCUUCUUCUCCAAUCCAACUCUGUUCACAAGAAAGUACCGGUCCUCAUCCAUGCUGGUAAGCCCAUCUGCGAGUCUCUUAUCAUUGUUCAAUACAUUGACGAGGUCUGGAGCUCUGAACCCUCCAUCCUCCCUUCCGAUCCCCAUGAUCGAGCUAUUGCACGCUUCUGGGCUUCCUAUGUUGAUGAUAAGUGGUUCCCAUCCCUAAGACUCGUGAUUGGUGCAGAAGGAGAAAGGACAGCGGCGUUGAUUGACCAAGUGACCGAAGGGCUUGUUCUGUUGGAGGAAGCCUUUUGUAACAAGAAGGCGGCUUUCUUUGGGGGAGAUCACAUCGGGUUCCUCGAUAUUGCCCUGGGAUCCAUGUUGGGUUGGUUGAGAGUGACGGAGAACAUGGUUGGGGUGAAGCUGCUAGACGAAGCAAAGACUCCUUGGCUGGUGCAAUGGGCAGAGAACUUUUGUGCGGAUGCUGCUGUUAAGGGUCCAAUGCCACAAACUGAGAAGCUUGUAGAGUUUGCUAAGGGCCUUUUGACCAGAAUGAGGGGCUCCUAGUUCUCCUAGUUUUCUGUGGACAACUACUUAAUUUUAUGCUCCUUUUUGCUAGGAAAUUGUCUUCUGUUAUGAAUUAUGAAGUGCAAAAUGGAGCAGUUAUAUUAUGUUUGGGGUCUCGUGUUGAAGUGUAAGCACAUAUCAAAGUAAGUAUAGAUGAGUUAGGAAAGUAAGUUUGUAAUAGAGUUAAAUAAUUAAAAUUUUAAAUAGCAA
Messenger RNA from Carya illinoinensis, 1047 nucleotides. Its product is annotated as glutathione S-transferase U17-like. Bases 154 to 837 code for a protein of 227 amino acids. The record is from RefSeq and is a predicted model, not a curated record. Lineage: Eukaryota; Viridiplantae; Streptophyta; Magnoliopsida; Fagales; Juglandaceae. Gene Ontology annotation, biological process: glutathione metabolic process. Gene Ontology annotation, cellular component: cytoplasm. Gene Ontology annotation, molecular function: glutathione transferase activity. The transcript is spliced from 2 exons.